Messenger RNA from Sardina pilchardus (European sardine), 4485 nucleotides. RefSeq names its product gastrula zinc finger protein XlCGF26.1-like. The record is from RefSeq and is a predicted model, not a curated record. Gene Ontology annotation, biological process: regulation of transcription by RNA polymerase II. Gene Ontology annotation, molecular function: RNA polymerase II cis-regulatory region sequence-specific DNA binding; DNA-binding transcription factor activity. Lineage: Eukaryota; Metazoa; Chordata; Actinopteri; Clupeiformes; Clupeidae. Bases 353 to 1849 code for a protein of 498 amino acids. The transcript has 2 exons.
UAAAGGUGUAUGGCUGGAUGUUGUGGUUGUUCCCAAGAAGGCUAUGGUUUGCGGGGAUAAACCGGGAUAAUCCUUGUAUUGUGUCCUAUCAGACAUAAACGAUAAACUAGGCGGAACGCAUAUCUCAGUGUGCGGAGCAUCGGACGUUCUUGAGGUAACGUUAAUGCUUACUUUUCGUAGUUCGACAGUAGACACUGACGACGCUAAUCCCACAAAAACUUCAACCCAACUUAACGUUACUCAAUGCAUCAACUGGAGUGUUGCGUUGUAUUCAGUGAAUUAAACCGCGUUUGAAAACCGCUCUGUUUUGUGUUGCUCUGACCUGUAGGCUAAACAAAAGGUAUUUGAGAACAUGGAUCCCGAGCUUCCGUGUCAUAGUUCUGACUGUAACGUUAACGUUACUGAAACACACAAGGUUGAUCUGGGACUGCUGGUGAAAGAAGAAGAUAUUAAAGAGGAGGAGUAUGGCCAGAUGAUUGCAUAUCAAGAUGAAGAAGAAAAACCUUUUGCAGAGUUUCACUGUAAGAUUGAAACGGAUGGCGCAGAGUUCAACGGUACCUCCUUCAGUGAAACACAUAAGACAAAAGUGGAGAUUGAAGUGAAGAUUGAAGAUGAUGAGCAGGAGCGCGAUUGUUUGCUGGAAAGUGCAUCAGACCAACAAACCAGCCUGCAACUCAGAGGAAGGCUGCACCAUUGCACAGUCUGCAGGAAGCGUUUCAGGACCCUGAGAAAGCUCAAGAAACACCAGAAAACACACUCAAAUGAGCAGCAGCACACUGGUGGCAAAAAGACUCAUAGCUGUGUUCACUGUGGGAGAGCGUUUAGAUAUCCUUCAUUUCUGAAACUGCACGUUCUAACGCACACUAGAGAGAAGCCUCAUAAAUGCGUCCAGUGUGGAAAAGCCUUCACGCAAAUUGCAAAUCUUAGACGCCACAUGUUUACUCACUCUGGAGAGAAGCCUCACGAAUGUGUCCGGUGUGGAAAAGCAUUUCCAACAUCCACACGUCUUAAAACCCACAUGCUUACACAUACUAGGGAAAAGCCUCAUGCGUGUGCCCAGUGUGGAAAAUCUUUUUCACAAAUUUCACAUCUUCAAAACCACACGCUAAUUCACAGCGGAGAGAAAAUACAUAAAUGUGUUGUGUGUGCAAAAGCUUAUUCACACAUUGCUACUCUUAGACGCCACUCGAUAAUUCACACUGGAGAGAAGCGCAAUGUAUGUGUCCAGUGUGGAAGAAGUUUUACACAAAUUUCGCAUCUUAAAACCCACAUGAUAAUUCACACUGGUGAAAAGCCUCACAAAUGUCUCCAGUGUGGAAGAGCUUUUCGACAAAUGUCGGCUCUUGAAAGCCAUGUUCUAAUUCACACCAGAGUAGAGAAGUCACACACAUGUGGCCAUUGUGAAAAAACCUUUGCAACAGCCUCACAACUUAAAGAACACGUGCGCACACAUAAUGGAGACAAGCCUCAUAAAUGCGGUCAGUGUGGAAGGACCUUCUCGCGAAUUGCGUGGUUUAAAAACCACGUGCAAAAACACAGCGAAGAGACGCCCUUCAAGUGUGAUUUUUGCGAGAAAGCUUUUGCAACAUUUGGACCGCUAAAACACCAUCAGCUGGAACACACUGGAGAGAGACCUCAUAAAUGUGACUAUUGUGAAAAAGCUUUUAAGACAUCUUCGCAACUUAAACAGCAUUUGUUUACACAUACGGGAGAGAAGCCUUAUACAUGUGUCCAGUGUGGAAAGGGUUUUACGCUGACGACAAAUCUUAAAAAACACACGCUGACACACAAAAGAAUACAGACGUUGCAAAUGUACAAACUCCUUCUAAAUGCUCUGGUGAAAGUAUAAUCGUGCAUUCCAAAUGUACACUCUCGUUCAAGAUACUCUGGUAAAAGUGUAUUCUGACGUUUUCAUUCAUUUGCCUCGGGUGUGCUGUGGAGUGGGUAAGACCGCUUUGGAUGUGGCUGUUGAAUUGCGUUAGCUCAGCACCAGUUUAGCAAAGGCGAAUGCCACAAGUUAAAGACGGGAUAAAAUACGCUGAAAACUGUCUCCACCGACCUAAUAUCACCCUGACUAAGUUGGAAAUGAGGUCCUAUGUGCAAAUUUCCAAGCUAUUCCUGUAAUGCGGAGGCACUCUCUCCUCUUGUAUAGUAGUGUUAAUAUACACUAUAAUGGCAAAAGUAUUCGCCCACCUGUCUUGACUCACAUGUGAACUUCGGUCACAUCCCAUCCUUAAUCCAUAGGGUUUAUGAUGACGUCUGACCACCCUUUGCAGCUAUAACAGCUUCAGCUCUACUGGGAAGACUUUCCACAAGGUUUAUUUAUGGCAUUUUUGAUCAUUCCUUCAGAAGACAUCCACUCUAAUUCAUCUCAAAGGGCAAAAAGACUCAUAGCUGUGUUCACUGUGGGAGAGCGUUUAGAUAUCCUUCAUUUCUGAAACUGCACAUUCUAACGCACACUAGAGAGACGCCUCAUAAAUGCGUCCAGUGUGGAAAAGCCUUCACGCAAAUUGCAAAUCUUAGACGCCACAUGUUUACCCACUCUGGAGAGAAGCCUCACGAAUGUGUCCGGUGUGGAAAAGCAUUUCCAACAUCCACACGUCUUAAAACCCACGUGCUUACACAUACUAGGGAAAAGCCUCAUGCGUGUGCCCAGUGUGGAAAAUCUUUUUCACAAAUUUCACAUCUUCAAAACCACACGCUAAUUCACAGCGGAGAGAAAAUACACCUUUCAGAAGACAUCCACUCUAAUUCAUCUCAAAGGUGUUCUAUUGGGUUGAUGUCAAGACUCUAUGCAGGCCAGUUGAGGUCAUCCACAUCAAACUCUGUCAUCCAUGCCUUUAUGGACCUUGCUUUGUGCACUGGUGCACAGUCAUGUUGGAACAGGAAGGGGCCGUCCCCGAGCUGGGCUUGGUCCCUUAGUUCCAGUGAAAGGAACUCGGAAUGCUUCAGCAUUAACCAAGAGAUUUUGGACAAUUCCAUGCCCCCAAUUUUGUGGGAAGUUUGGGGAUGGCCACAUCCUGUUCCAUCAUGACUGUUCACCAGUGCUCAAAGCGAGGUCCAUACAUAUAUGGAUAGCAGAGUUUGGUGUGGAUGAACUUGACUGGCCUGCACUAGCCUCAACCCAAUAGAACACCUUUGGGAUGAAUUAGAGUGGAUCCUGAGAGCCAGUCGCCUCGUCCAACAUCAGUGUGUGACUUCACUUCACAAAUGCAUUUCUGAAAGAAUGGUCAAAAAAUCCCACAAACACACUCUUAAACCUUGUGGAAAGCCUUCCCAGAAAAGUUGAAGCUGUUAUAGCUGCAAAGAGUGGACAGAUGUCGUAAUGAACCCUAUGGAUUAAGGAUGGGAUGUGACCGAAGUUCAUAUGUGAGUCAAGACAGGUGGGCGAAUACUUUUAGCAAUAUAGUGUAUAAUAUGAUAUAUAGUGGUAGCUCCUAGUUAUGGUCUCCUCUGCGCUGCACUGUACAUUAUUAUGUUGCUUUAGUCGUAGCUCUAUAGCUUAAAUGUUGAGAUGAUUUCAUGUUUAGAGUUUGGAAUGUUAUUUCAGGUUGAUUGAAUGAAUGUGGCUGCCAUAUCUGUCAAAUGAACAUUAAAGAUUAAAGACAAAAAAUACUUUUUUGUUUCGAUCUUGUCAUGAGGAAAAGCAAACGAUUUGUUUAACCCUCUACUAGGUCCAGACUUCCAACAUGCAGAUUCACUGUUAGAAUUUUAUCUAUUUUGAUUGUUCUGUGCUAUAUGCACACAUGAAUCAAAGAGGCCAAAAGAACAUGUUAAUUCUGUUUUGAUUGUCUUGUAUCCACCUCUUUCCUUAACCCGGAAAUAUGUAUCGUUGCGAUGGUUACGAUACUGUUUUCAACUUCCGUUCAUUCUGUUAACAUGUGCGUUCUCCAUAGCAAACUAGGUUAUGCCUCAACUUAGAUUUCGUUCGAAAUGUUGACAAUUCUGCCCUCAGCAUGUAUAUACUGCAUCACAUAUAACCGAUAUAAAAUAGAAAAGUUGACUUUUAUAUGCGUUAUGAUAUGUUAAGCACCGUAAACCGUCACGUUAAAACAGAUACAAUGCAGCUUCGCCGGAAAUAGAAAACCGUCUCGGUGUCAUGGCGACCCCCAUUGUUGGCUGCGGAAUAUCGUGGAUAACACGAUGAGAGUUUUGAUUGUCAUGGAAGAACAUGAGAAUUCUGUUUUGAUUGUUUUGUAAUGGAAGAACAUGAGAAUUCUGUUUUGAUUGUUUUGUAAUGGAAGAACAUGAGAAUUCUGUUUGUUUUGUAAUGAAAGAACAUGAUAAGAAUUAUGUGUUGAUUGUGUUGUAAGUGAAGAAUAUUGUGAUACUUCUGUUUUGAUUAUUUUGUAAUGGUAAAAUGUAAUACAAUAUUCCAAAUAUGAAUUUGUGCAAGGUGCUUACUGUAGAUCUACUGUAGGUCUUAAAAUAUUCAUGAACUCAUAAUGAAUUCAUCAUUUUUGUGUGUGUUUUUUUUUUUUUUAA